ACUCCAACUGGUAAGCAACCCACGAGCAGUAAUCGCAAUCUAGUGAACUGCUGACCUUCCAACUUGGCGAAGCAAAACCACCAGUGCCUCACCAACCUUGACGAACAGAAAGGAUAGCGAAAGUAACCACCACGCGCGACGAACAAGCCCAAGGUGUUACGUGCGCAGCGGCUGCCUCUCCCCCCUCCCAUCACGCAGAGGAAGCAGAGAGCGGGAGUGCAACCUCCACACGAUACUGCUUAGAGGAGAAGCCGUCAGCACUGCCUCGCCUCGCCCAGCAUCCCCAGUAGUGGCCAGCGAACGGGAAAAAGGAUUCCCCGUGAACCCAAGCACGCUGCGCCAAGCACACCAGAGAGCAACUCCGCACACACUACCCAGGAAUCCUCCAAAAUGGGCUCCAUCUUCAACUACAACGGGGGGUGCGUGCUCGGAAUGAGCGGCGCGCAGUGCGUGGCCAUCGCGUGCGACCUGAGGCUGGGCGCAAACAACUUCACCACAGUCAGCACCAAUUUCACGAAGAUAUUUAAAAUGAACGACUAUGUGUAUGUGGGCCUCAGCGGAUUGGCAACAGACAUACAGACGCUCUAUGAGUUGCUACGGUACCGAGUCAACCUCUACGAAAUUAGGCAAGAGACCCCGAUGGACAUUGAUUGCUUCGCAAAUAUGCUGUCUAGCAUUUUAUAUGCCAAUCGCUUUUCCCCCUACUUUGUUAACCCUAUUGUGGUUGGGUUCCGGGUUCAGCACACCCUGGACGAUGAGGGGAAGAAGGUGUGUUCCUUUGAGCCCUACCUCACUGCGUACGACUUGAUUGGCGCCAAGUGCGAGACGAAGGAUUUCGUCGUGAACGGGGUCACCAGCGAGCAGCUCUACGGGAUGUGCGAGUCGCUCUACAUAAAGGACCAGGAUAAAGACGGCCUCUUCGAAACCAUCUCCCAGUGCCUGCUGAGCGCCCUCGACAGGGACUGCCUAUCCGGAUGGGGAGCCGAAGUUUACGUUCUGACGCCCGAUACCAUCAUGAAGAAGAAACUGAAAGCACGAAUGGACUGAAGCGCCACUUUUUUACGGCCCGCAAAAAGUGCGCCUUUUUUUGUAACUCCCCUGAACGUUCAUGCACAGAUGAGAUUGGUGUACACCGCGCGGGGGUGAGAAGGCGUGUGCGCAUGUUUGCGCCUGCCCGCGCGAGCGCAUCGCUGCGCGCGGCGGCACAGACAGAUUAGGUCCCCCUCUAACACCACAAAUGAAACAAAUUAAAUUGUCACGUCGUUGC
Molecule: messenger RNA, 1267 nt
Organism: Plasmodium vivax (malaria parasite P. vivax)
Lineage: Eukaryota; Apicomplexa; Aconoidasida; Haemosporida; Plasmodiidae
Product: 20S proteasome subunit beta-3, putative
Exons: 5
Coding region: 391-1047 (218 amino acids)
Biological process (GO): proteasome-mediated ubiquitin-dependent protein catabolic process
Cellular component (GO): proteasome core complex; proteasome core complex, beta-subunit complex
Source: RefSeq, a predicted model, not a curated record